AUGGUUGACUAUUCCUCGUGGAAGGUGGCUGAACUGAAGGCUGAGAUCAAAAAGCACAAUGUCCCUCUGACUGGUCUGCGUCUCAAGCAGCAAUGCAUUGAUAAAUUGAUGGAGCUUGACUCACAGACAGAUAAGACCGAAACCGCUGCAGCUCCUGAAGAAAACGCCAGCCCACAGCGACCUGGCCCAGAUGCUAUUCCUUUAGUACCAGAGUCGCAACCCGAAAAACCGCAAUCCGAACAAUCCAAACAGCUACAGGAAGAGCCAACUGUGCAAGAAAAGGAAUCACCUGCGCCAAUUUCAGUGUCGGACAAGGCAUACGACGAAGAAAAACAAGCAAAUGAGCCAGAUGAGGGACAUAUUGAGGCAGCAACCAAUGUGAAGUCACAAGAAAUUGAGGGGGACGCAAAGCCCACUGAAGAGGCACACAUAAAGGAUAUAAUUCCCGAAAAAGAACAGUCCCCAGCUGCAACCUCUUCUUCCCCCGCGAUCGAAGCAAUCCAAACCGCGAAGAAAGAAGCUCCUUUGAAGCCCGAAGAAAAGUCAACACCAUCCGCCCUUCAAACCUCCGAAGUGGAUACUGGGCUAUCAACACCCCUUCCAGCAGAGGAAGCUUUGGAGGAUACACGCAAACGGAAACGCCGUAGUCAGAGCCCUGCUCCUACCCUGGAAGAAGUUGCGAACAGAAAGGCUCGCGCGAAGGAAACAACCCCACAUGUGUUGUUGAAAGACGACGAAGAGAACAACGACCAGAAGUCUGCAGGCUACACUCUAUCGGAGAGUCAACGCAAAACAUCGCUUUCAGAGAAACAACCCAAUUUGCCAAAGCUCACUGGCAAGCAAGACGCCCGCUUCCGCGGUCUGUUUGCACCCACCGGUGUGUCCCCUCACCCAUCAUCUCCUCCUCGAGAUAUCGCGAUUCCAGAUGCAGAUAUGGGGCCAGCAUUGCAUCCUGCAACUGCUUCUCUUUACAUCGACGGUUUGAUGCGUCCACUCCAGCCAAGUGCUCUCCGCAAACACCUUUCCAGCCUCGCAUCCGCCCCCGAAACCUCAUCAGACUCCGAUCCAAUUGUCGAAUUCUACCUUGAUUCUAUCAAAACCCACUGUUUCGUCCGUUUUACCAGUAUUACAGUUGCUUCUCGGGUCCGUUCUGCCGUUCAUGGAACGGUGUGGCCCUACGAACGGAAUCGCAAGAAUCUCCGUGCAGACUUUAUCCCAGACGACAAAGUCAAGGAAUGGAUUGAAACAGAAGAAAAAUCUAGUGACCGUGCUGGCGCUGCGCCUCGUUGGGAAGUGAGAUAUGAAACAUCUGAUGAAGGAAUUACUGCUACGCUCGCCGAGGUGGGCUCUGCCCCUACCGGACGGCGGGAGUCAGGAUUCAACCGAACCCCUCCCUUGGGUCCGCGCAGCGAUAUUGAGCGAUUCGACCGCCGCCCUUCUAACCCGGCCCCUGCGCCCGCGCCUCGCCCUGGCCAGGGGUUCAAGCCUCUGGAUGAACUCUUUAAAUCCACCAACGCCAAGCCUAAACUCUACUACCUUCCCGUCCCACGGCCUGUUGCCGACAAGCGCCUGGACCAAUUCGACGAGCUUAUUCAAAAGGGCACAUUUCCCCGUCGCGGUGGUGAUGAGAUGCGGCGAAUCACCUUCGAAGACGAGGAUCAAUUUGUGGACAUUGGCCCGGAAAGAUUCGGACCUGGACCUCGAUCUGGCCCCGGACCUCGUGGACGGGGGCGCGGCGGACGUCGUGGAGAGUUCUGGCGCUCUUGA
Messenger RNA from Penicillium soppii, 1767 nucleotides. Its product is annotated as SAP domain protein. The coding region runs from base 1 to 1767 and encodes 588 amino acids. NCBI's taxonomy places the organism in Eukaryota, Fungi, Ascomycota, Eurotiomycetes, Eurotiales, Aspergillaceae. The record is from RefSeq and is a predicted model, not a curated record. The transcript has a single exon.